Messenger RNA from Owenia fusiformis, 899 nucleotides. The record is from the annotation of a GenBank genome assembly. Lineage: Eukaryota; Metazoa; Annelida; Polychaeta; Sabellida; Oweniidae.
GAACAGAUAAGGAAGGUCAUUAGUUCCUGGACGAAAAGGCUUCGAGCAGUGUGUAGUGAGGAUGGGGGCCCCAUUGAUCAUUUAUUUUAACUUUCAAUGUAAGCCAAGGUUACAGGGAUAAAGAAAAGAGAAAUAAACAUUUCUUUCCUGCGACAAUUUGGAUUUCGACGCACAUAUCUCGAUACUACUCGCAGCAUAGUGAGUCUCUAUACAUACGGUGUUAAUCCCCGGGACAGUGAAUACUACAUGUACUUACUAUCUACUUAUUAUCUCGCCUGAUCACAGUCUGCGGUUUCAUAUUGUACCAUUUGAGUAAGGCAAUAACCAAAUAACAAUAGUAGUUAUCACACCAUUUGAUAAGAUACCUCACUUACAAAUUGUACUAUUGCGUUGCACUACGUAAUACGUUGGUCAAUGCCACGCAGGGUAUGCAUGCAAUGCUACUUUUAACCCAGUUGUGACUCUUCCAACCUGGUAGAACAAACUCAGAAGCGACCCUGACGGCAUAGCGAAGAAGAACGGACAUAGAACUUGGCAUAUAAAAUUGCAAUUAUGGCAACCAAGGUACAAAACGGAGCUGCUGACAUUGCGUUUGGUGAUGGGGCGAAGACCGCAGAUGAUGCGCAUGCGCUGUUUGUAAAGGUGUCUAACGUAAACCUCACACAAAAAGACGUUGAUAACAUAUAUGACAAUUGGGCAGCAACUUACGACAAGGAUCUUUAUCUCAAUGGUUUCAACACCUCAACACCAUUGGCUGCUGCAAGACAGUUGGCAGAAUACGUGAAAGAUAAGAGUACACCAGUCAUGGAUUUUGCUGCUGGUACUGGUAUUGUUGGAGGAGAGUUGAAGAGGUUGGGGUUCACUCACAUAGACGCAUUGGAUGCCUGUCAAGCUAUGCU